AUGCACAUGGAUGUCGUUCCUGCCAACGGCAUUUUUCAACAGCAUGAUGAGGUUGGGGACUCAAGCGGGCUUCUUGUUUCUGGUAUCUUUAGUGCUAACAAAAUAUCUGGUAUUGACAAGGUCACAACCAUCGCUCAGAAAGAGGGUCUGAAGACUGCAGUGCUCGGUCAUUUCCUAGCACUUGUGGCUCAAUUACUGAAGGCAGAAGGCAUCGGAAUGGGAAAUGAUGGUGGGUCCACAAAAAUGGUUUGA
This is a messenger RNA of Miscanthus lutarioriparius, 252 nucleotides long. The record is from the annotation of a GenBank genome assembly. NCBI's taxonomy places the organism in Eukaryota, Viridiplantae, Streptophyta, Magnoliopsida, Poales, Poaceae.